UUUGGCUCAGGCUCACUUUGGGCGCGCGGAGAGACGGCGCGCGCGCCGGCGGGAGGACGGGAGGACCCCAGCGGCCCACGGUGCCCGCGAUGUGCCCGCCCGCAGCGCGCCCGCGCCACGGCGGCGACGGUGCCGUCGGGGUCGUCACGGGGGCCGACCUGGAGCGGGCGGCGGGGGAGCUGGCGGCGGGGGUGCGGCCCUGGGAGGCGGGCGGCUUCGCGCACCUCCGGAGCCUGCAGGCGGCGCCCCGCAACCACGGCCGCGUGGACGCGAUGUGCAGGGGCCAGGACGGGGCGCCGGCGGCCGUGAAGAGGAUGCCGAAUUGGUGGGUGCUCGGCAGCCUGGGCGAGUUUCAGCAGGGCCACCCUCGUGAGGAGGAGCAGCCCUGGCUGGACAUCGCCAUGCUCUCGGAGCUCAGCCGCAGGGGCUUCCCGUACGUCUGCGACUUCCUCGGCGUCUUUCGCGACGGCGAGUGGACUUACGUCGCGACCCGGCUGGCGUGCCGCGGCGACCUCUUCACGUGGGCGGCCCGGGAGCUCGCGCCGCCGGGCCCGGCCCGCGAGGCAGCGGUGCGGCCCGUCGCCGCCCAGCUCUGCGCGGCGGUGCGGUGGCUGCACGACCUGGACGUGGCCCACCGCGACCUGUGCCUGGAGAACGUGGUCGUCGCGGGCGAGGGCUCCGAGGAGCCGC
Messenger RNA from Prorocentrum cordatum, 690 nucleotides. NCBI's taxonomy places the organism in Eukaryota, Dinophyceae, Prorocentrales, Prorocentraceae. The record is from the annotation of a GenBank genome assembly.